Zootoca vivipara (common lizard) is the source of this 4993-nucleotide messenger RNA. RefSeq names its product glycerol kinase 5 (gene GK5). Gene Ontology annotation, biological process: glycerol-3-phosphate biosynthetic process; glycerol metabolic process; triglyceride metabolic process. NCBI's taxonomy places the organism in Eukaryota, Metazoa, Chordata, Lepidosauria, Squamata, Lacertidae. Gene Ontology annotation, cellular component: mitochondrion. Gene Ontology annotation, molecular function: kinase activity. The record is from RefSeq and is a predicted model, not a curated record.
UUUCUCCUCCCUGGAGUCCCGCCCUGCAUGGAGAGGCGUUGCUCUCUCGCCCGCCGUCGGCGCGGCUGCUGCGUCCCUUCUUUUUCUCAUUCCUCCUCCUCCUCUCCUCCUCCUCCCGGGGAGCUUUUAAAAGCGCCUGGGUGAGAAGCUGCGCGCCUUUAAGGAGCUCGGACGCCCGGUUCUUGAGGGGCGACGGCAGCGAGACUCGGAAGAGCAGGACGCCAACACAGACGCCAUGGCCUCGCCUGCAACCGCGGAGAAGUAUAUCUUGGGUGUGGACGUGGGCAGCACGGUGAUACGGUGCCAUGUUUACGACAAGGCGGCGGUGCUCAAGGGAGCCAAGGCUAUGCAGGUGGAAGUUGCUCAUCCUCGGCCAGGUUGGGUUGAACUGGAUCCUGAAAGACUGUGGACACAAUUUGUUGAUGUGGUUAAAGAGGCAGUUCAAGCUGCUGGAGUGAAAAUGAAUCAAAUUUCUGCUCUUGGAAUCUCGACACAGCGAGGAACUUUCAUGACGUGGAACAAGAAGACAGGAAAACCUUUUCAUAACUUCAUAAGCUGGCAAGAUGUGAGAGCUGCGGAACUUGCAAAGUCCUGGAACAAAUCUCUUACAAUCAAGACAGUGCAUGCUGUUUGUUCCUUCUAUCACUUUUUCACUCGGAGUGAUCGCUUUUUGCUAGCGAGUUGCCAAAUGUUCUCAACGCAACAUGUCUCUAUAAGACUGGCUUGGAUUUUACAACAUCUACAGGAGGUAGAACAAGCAAUUAAAGAUGGCAAUUGCUGUUUUGGAACCAUUGACACAUGGAUACUAUAUAAACUGACCAAAGGUGAAGUGUAUGCUACAGACUACUCAAAUGCCAGUUCAACUGCACUGUUUGAUACCUUCAAGUUGCAGUGGAGUGCGUUCGUUAGCAAGCUUCUUUCCAUUCCAAUAUCAAUUUUCCCCACAGUGGAGGACACAAGUCAUAAAUUUGGAACAGUUGAUGCUGAGAUAUUUGGAGUGCCUAUUCCAAUAGCAGCUUUGGUGGCAGACCAACAGGCGGCCAUGUUUGGAGAGUGCUGUUUUGAAAGAGGCGAUACUAAGGUCACCAUGGGGACUGGUACGUUUUGGGAUGUUAACACUGGAAGCAAAAUCCACGUAUCUACAAAAGGCUUGUAUCCAGUGGUUGGUUGGAAGAUUGGGAAAGAGGUGAUCUUCUUAACUGAAGGAAAUGCUUCUGAUACUGGGACUUCUAUUAAAUGGGCCCAGAGCUUAGGUCUUUUUACCAAUCCUGAAGAGACAUCAAAAAUAGCCCAGAGUCUAGUAAAUUCAGAAGGCGUUUGUUUUGUUCCAUCUUUUAGUGGAUUGCAGAUCCCAGUGAAUGACCCUUUUGCAUGUACUUCUUUUAUGGGGAUCACAUCUUGCACCACCAAAAAACAUCUUGUUCGAGCUGUGUUGGAAUCUAUAGCUUUCAGAAACAAACAGCUUUAUGAUACCAUCGCAAGAGAGUUGGACAUCCCACCUACGUCCAUUCGAGCUGAUGGAGGUGUCAGUAAAAAUAAUUUUGUAAUGCAGAUGACGUCGGAUCUGAUCAAUAAAACAAUAAACAAGCCUGUUUGUACAGAUAUGUCUUGCCUUGGAGCAGCUUUUCUAGCUGGCCUUGCUGUAGGAUUCUGGAAGGACAGAGAGCAACUGAAACAGCUGAGGCAAACUGAUACAGUUUUUAAGCCUCAAAAGGAGCCGGAGGAAUACGAACCUGCCAUGAGCAACUGGGUGAAAGCUGUUCAACGUUCUCUCAGUUGGUACAGCCAGACAUCAUAGAAACAGGGUUAUUGCAAAAUGUUAAAUUAAUAUUUCAGAUUAUUAUAAUUAUAGGACAAUACAAACACAACUGCAGUUCUGGUUUAGAGUUGAUUUCUGCUUCUUCCGUGAGGUUAAUUAAAACAUACCAGCUGCCCCUGUGGAAGGUGGAAGUAACCACCUUCAAGAGACUGAAUGCCAAAGUUCCCAGGGGGUGACUUCCUGUAAUAGGUCACUAAAUGUGAUGUCAAAGAUACCUGAAUGCAAAAGUCCUGGCUGAUUUUUUGGUUCUUACAUUACUGUUGAUGUUUUACCUUAACGCAAGAAGCUUUUAUGAUAAAGUGGAAAGUAGCAAAAAGCACCUUGUUCUUCCAGACUUGUGAUUUCAUCCAUGCAUUCUGAUCUGCAACCUAGCACAGAAUGUGGCUGUUUGCCCACUGAGAGCUGCCUCGCAGUAAGAGGCACUGAGACAACUAAGCUGAUUGACCUCCGCUUUCAGUGAUGAUCUUCACUUCUUUAUCUGUCCGAAAUUAAAGCCUGGCCACCUGGGAGAGAUCAGCUGAAUUGCCAGAUGAUGUUGGAAAUCAGUUAGCAAUCCCCAUGGUAUAUAGGUAGGUGAGGAAAGGUUUAGGAAUCCCUGUGGCCAAAGGUAGUGAUGCAUUGCUGCUAAUGCAGAUUCUUGGGAAUCCAGAGAGCUCCAGCUUUUAAUUUUUUUAAAAUCCUAUUUAGCUGCUACAUUUAACCAAUUACAGUUGAUGUUUCCAAAUCCAGAGUAGGUCAGGAUUGUCUUCUGUUCUUUUUGGAAGGAAUAGGUCACCACAACUAGAUCUCCCCUUACCCUGUUUAAUUUUCCCUUGUACUCAUCUGUUUUACUUGCAUUGUUUCAAACUCUACUACUGUACAAUGAUUGAUUUCUACCCGCAAAUACAACCUGAAUAAAAAAUAGAUAAGGUAGAGCAUAUGUGAAAUUGUGCUUGGGCAUCUAAUGUUUUUGUCAGCAGCAUUUAAGCCCAAACCCAGUUUAAGAGAAAGCAAACCAACCAAGGGGAUUUUAAAUAGAGUCCAAGGUGUUACCAUAUUCAAAGGGGAAACUCACAGUUCACUUCCAGGUACAAUAAAUUCAUUCAAUAAUUAUAUAGUUGUGUGUAAUGGCAGAAGUCUUUGCACAAGCUACCGCUUCUUGUUACUGGGAAAUUGCACCCACAUUUCAUUAUUGUGUCACUUGGAAAGCAUUUUUCCUCCAGCUAGAAUAUGUAUAUAUAUUUUUUGCAGAUCAACCCUGUAUAAAAUUGUGGCCAAAGAGUUAUGGAUAUCUAUUGGUUAAUGACAAGUCUCAUGCAAUUUUAUGUACCGGUACUCUCUAAAACAUAGGAAGUUGUCUUUCAUUGAGUCAGACUAUUCACCCAUCUAGCUCAGCGCUGCCUACCAUGGCAGGCAAUCCCUCUGCGGGGUUAUAGACAGGAGCCCUUCCAAGCCCUAACUGGGAAUGUUGGGGAUAGAACCUGGGACAUCCUGCAGUGAAAGCAGAUGCCCUACCAUUGAGUGAUGACCCUUCUAAAGUGUUUUUGUUUGGUUUUUAUUUUGGGGUGGCAAAGUAAAAUGAAUUUCUGGCAGAAUUCUUUCUAGGGCCAGGAAAAUGAGUUGGAGGGCCACCCCAAGGGUCAUCUAGUCCAAUCCCCUACAAUGCAGGAAUCUCAACGACAGCAUCCAUGACAUAUUUUGGCACUUGAGGCCAACAACAGAAAGGCACCCCCCACCUCCCCCACUAGGGAAGAAAGGGCAAGUGAAGAUCUACAUCAGGAACAAAGGCGGGGGAAAUAAAGCUAUACAUCAGGAUCUGCUGCCCCUAGGGAUCCUGCCGCCUGAGGCGGUCACCUCACCUUGCCUCAUGGGUGGGCUGGCACUGGCUUUCAGGUGUGCAAAGGGGAUCUCCAAGCUCAGUAUACUCUGCAUAAAGCAUUGUUGUUGUUGUUUAGUCGUUUAGUCGUGUCCGACUCUUCGUGACCCCAUGGACCAUAGCACACCAGGCACUCCUGUCUUCCACUGCCUCCCGCAGUUUGGUCAAACUCAUGUUUGUAGCUUCAAGAACACUGUCCAGCCAUCUCGUCCUCUGUCGCCCCCUUCUCCUUGUGCCUUCAAUCUUUCCCAACAUCAGGGUCUUUUCCAGGGAGUCUUCUCUUCUCAUGAGGUGGCCAGAGUAUUGGAGCCUCAGCUUCAGGAUCUGUCCUUCCAGUGAGCACUCAGGGCUGAUUUCCUUCAGAAUGGAUAGGUUUGAUCUUCUUGCAGUCCAUGGGACUCUCAAGAGUCUCCUCCAGCACCAAAAUUACUUACACAUAUUCCAUCCAGGUGAGCUGGGCUGCUGGACUGAUGCAACUUUGAUUCUGAAAGUCAACUCUCCUUUUCAUCACUCUCAAGAACUUAUCCUUUCCUUCACCUCCUACGCAAGCCUUCCCAUCCCUUAGGACAGGCACAACAUAAGUUUGAAUGUGAGGAGGGCACUUUGAUCUUCAAAGGCAUUCAGACAAAUAAACACUAUGUCCUUCCAAACCUACCAUACAAAUUAAAAUCACAUGAUCCAUGCUAGUUCUGCACGAUAGUGACCAACUUUUCAUUCUAGUUAGGGAAGAAUUCUGGUUUAUCCUGCCAUUUGUCACCAUGCAAUGGUCUUAAGUGCCUGAAUGAGAAUGGGGUUCAAACUGGAAAUUUUCUGUGACAAUCUGUACUAAUUUUUUUUUAUCUGCCCAGAGCCAGGGCAACUUGUGAACUGUGUUGUGUAUUUGUAAAAGGUUUUAUUUUUAUAUUGGUCAGUUUCAGGUGUGCACUUGUUCCUUAUUAUGGACUAUUAUACAUGGGUUAACAUGACUUUGUGUGUGUGUCUAUACCUGGCAUCCCCAAACUUCGGCCCUCCAGAUUUUUCGACUACAAUUCCCAUCUUCCCCAACCACUGGUCCUGUUAGCUAGGGAUCAUGGGAGUUGUAGGCCAAAAUAUUUGGAGGGCCGCAGUUUGGGGAUGCCUGGUCUAUACACAUUUGAGAAACCCAGACUAUGCAAUAUGUGUGCACAAGAACUGAAGGUUUAUGGAAUAUUUCUUCAUAUUGUAGGCUAGUUCUAUGGCAGAAUGUUUACUUAUAAACUGUUACUCAGCUGACUGUCUCUACCUUGCAGAGAUACUAAUAGAUUUCUAAUUCAUUAAUAAAAUCUUACUGCUCUGAAAAA